Aspergillus versicolor CBS 583.65 is the source of this 1644-nucleotide messenger RNA. Its product is annotated as RNA polymerase II mediator complex subunit MED27 domain-containing protein. The record is from RefSeq and is a predicted model, not a curated record. The transcript is spliced from 5 exons. The coding region runs from base 1 to 1644 and encodes 547 amino acids. Lineage: Eukaryota; Fungi; Ascomycota; Eurotiomycetes; Eurotiales; Aspergillaceae. Gene Ontology annotation, cellular component: mediator complex.
AUGGGGGGCACCAAAAUCCUUGUUCUCGGUGGCACCGGCCCCUCAGGCAUCUGUCUGCUGCGAGAGCUUGUAUAUCGAAAGCACGAGACCAUAGUCUACGCCCGGAACCCUUCCAAGAUUCCUGAAGACUUAGCAUCAGAUGAGUUACUUGAAGUUAUCCAGGGCGAGAUGGACGAUCUUGACUCCCUCUCCGUGGCCAUGGCUAAAUGCCGAGUCGUCAUCUCCCUGUUGGGACCCGGAAUAGCCGAUAGAAACGGUAGUCGCAGCCUAUUUGGGGACAUCUACAAAUCAACUGUGUUUCCCCUGAUGCGCGAACAUGGAGUUGACCGCAUCUUUGCGAGUGGCACACCAUCUAUUUCUCGGCCAGAGGACCGUUGGACGCUUUUCACACUCACUGUCGUCCCUCUUGUCCGCACGUUUGCGAACUUCGCUUAUCAUAAUAUGCUGAACAUUGCAGAUGCCUUUGAGAAUCAUGCCGAUGGUCUCAAGUGGACUGUCUAUCGGAUUUCAGCGAUUCCCGGAAAUCAUGACCGAGAGAGCUGGCGAAGGGACAGAGAGGAUGGAGAGACAUUUGUUGGCUGGGUAGGAGAAGAUGGCUGGACCAUGUGGAAAAUGACCACUGGCCAAAAAGUAGCUGUCGUGGUACCAAAAAUGGAACAAUCUCCAUUGAUCAAAACCAGCGAAAUCAAAAACAUCAAAGCAACUACAAUGAACGAUUCCAAUUCCACAUCCGCCCCGACUGCGGUCGCAGAGGAUGAUGCCGAACCUGUCAUCGACCCUGAUCUUUUGCAGUCCGAGUUGGAGCUUGUGUCGUCCCUCGCCAAGCUUCAGAAAAUGGAAGAAACGAUUCAUCAACUUCGGACGCUGAUUCCGGAACGGCUUCUCGAGCCGCUGGCGCCAGUUGUCAACUCCCAGCCUGCUUCAACCUCGCCCCAGAAGCUCUUCGAGCAGCUGGCACAGGCGGCGCGUGCUAGCGUUAAUGAAGUUCGAGACUUCCAGGGCGUGUGGCGUGGAAAAGAGAUGAAGGCCGUUUGGGAGCGUGUCGACACUCUAAUCUCCGAAAACGCCGGUCAGCUCCUGCAGUCUAAUGGCAUGUGGGACGAGGACUAUGAUGUGCUGCUCGAAGAUAUUACGAAGCAAGACACCAUUAGGAAAGAGCGACAGCAAAAGGCCAAGGAGGACCAUGAACGCUCACAAUUACAAUCAGCAGAAGGAGGCUGGAAAGCGCUCGUCGAUAACUUCGCGCAGCGGAAUAUUCCAGGGGUCCGCAUUCUCCCCGGCAAGAAUGACUCAUUUUCUGUCGUACUCGCAAAGAUCGGGCUGGCCUUCAAGGUCCAUGCUCACCAUACAGACCAGGAUGGGGUUCCCAACUUUAAUGUCUCUAGCAAUUCAUCCGCAGAGCCUCCCUCAAAGCUCGAAGUUGCAAUUUUGGAUUGUCUUAAUUCUCGUUCAAGAAAAUGGGAUCUUACAUACCUUUUGGAAAUGAUCUUGUCUUAUUCAAACAUUCAAACGACCUGUACUAAAUGCGGACAAUUACAAGACAAAGCAGCUAACCUCCCGACACUCCGAUACCCAAAAUCUACUGAAUCACAAACAGAACCUCAGACGCCAACAUUUGAGGCCUAUCACGCGACGUGUGUCUGA